AUGAAUUAAACAACACCAAAAUCCUCAGGAAUCAAUUAUGCAAGUAAGUGUUUCCCUACAUUAAGAGUUAAGAAAAUAGAAAUCAAAGGAAACUACCAUUCCCAAAUCUAUGAGCAAUAAUUUGAAGUUUGAUAUUCAAUAAAAUUAUUAAUAUGGCAUACUUAAACAUAGAAGUACUUCAUAACAUAAUAUUAAUGAAAAUGUUUAAUCAUAACAGCAGAUCUAAUUAUUUGAAUAAUAUUUCAAUUAAUCCAAACAUUUAUUACCAUUCAUAGAAUUUGUAACUAAAUAAAUAUAAUAUCAUACUUAACCAAUUCAAGUAUAUUAUUUAACUUUCAUAGAUUAAUACAAAUAUUUUUAAAAAUGGAUAAAGAAGAUGGGAAGAUGAAAGAAGAAGAAUCCUAAAUGAUUUAAAUCAAUAUAAAGAAGAUAAUUGUUUAUUACAAUCUGAAAUUCAUGAAUUGAAAAGAUAGAAAAAUACACUUUCUAAACAAUGUGAAAAUAUGCAAGUGAUAAUUGUAUAAGAAAGACUAGGAAAAUAGUAAAAACAUCAUCAUUUCUAUAAAUUCCAAGAAUUAACCAAGAAUAUUCAUGUUCCUACAUAAGAAACCAUCUCAUCACUAACUGACGAAAGGGUAACUUCAAUAAAUAUUUGAGUUCGAAAGCAAUGAAACAUCUUUAGACUCUUCUUUAUCAAAUGAUGAUUCUCAUCAUCCUAAUAAAUUAUUUGAAUUGUUAAAGAAUGGAAAACAUAGGUAUUAGUUUUCUAAGAAACUUAAUUGA
Molecule: messenger RNA, 783 nt
Organism: Paramecium sonneborni
Lineage: Eukaryota; Ciliophora; Oligohymenophorea; Peniculida; Parameciidae
Source: the annotation of a GenBank genome assembly